Messenger RNA from Larimichthys crocea (large yellow croaker), 2022 nucleotides. RefSeq names its product protein phosphatase 1, catalytic subunit, alpha isozyme a (gene ppp1caa). Lineage: Eukaryota; Metazoa; Chordata; Actinopteri; Sciaenidae. The record is from RefSeq and is a predicted model, not a curated record. The transcript has 8 exons. Gene Ontology annotation, cellular component: nucleus; cytoplasm. Gene Ontology annotation, molecular function: protein serine/threonine phosphatase activity. The coding region runs from base 268 to 1266 and encodes 332 amino acids.
ACCAAUCACCGUGUAGGAAACGCGUGAAGCCCUCGGUUUGAUUCGGCCUUCGACGUUACCGGAGACGCUUCGGUGGAAACGGCCCUCUUUUAAAGUUCCUGGGGGAAGAGUGAAGGGACCCGGACGAGCCGAGGGAAAGGGGCCAAGAUUGAGCUCGGAGGAUAAACAUCUACACAGUAUUCACCCCAGGAGGACGCCCGUUAAACCGGAGACAAGGUGCAACACGGAAAACCGAGGACUGCCCGACACCGUCAGAAAAUAAAGAAAAUGGCGGAGCCAGACAAGUUAAACAUUGACUCUAUAAUUCAGCGUCUCCUGGAAGUCAAGGGCUCUCGACCAGGGAAGAACGUCCAGCUGACAGAGAGCGAGAUCCGUGGCCUUUGCCUAAAGUCCCGUGAAAUCUUCCUGAGCCAGCCAAUCCUGCUCGAGCUAGAAGCUCCCCUCAAAAUCUGUGGUGACGUCCAUGGUCAGUACUAUGAUCUGCUCCGGCUGUUUGAAUAUGGAGGCUUCCCCCCAGAAAGCAACUACCUGUUCCUGGGUGACUAUGUAGACCGAGGGAAGCAGUCACUGGAGACCAUCUGCCUGCUUCUCGCCUACAAGAUCAAAUAUCCAGAGAACUUUUUCCUGCUCCGUGGAAACCACGAAUGCGCCUCUAUUAAUCGAAUCUACGGCUUUUAUGACGAGUGUAAGCGACGGUAUAACAUAAAGCUGUGGAAGACCUUCACAGACUGCUUCAACUGUUUACCUGUGGCUGCCAUUGUAGACGAGAAAAUCUUCUGCUGUCAUGGAGGCCUCUCUCCUGAUCUUCAGUCUAUGGAGCAGAUCCGCAGAGUAAUGCGACCCACAGACGUGCCUGACCAGGGUUUGUUGUGUGACCUGCUGUGGGCUGACCCAGACAAAGACGUGCUGGGCUGGGGCGAAAACGACCGUGGUGUCUCCUUCACAUUCGGGGCAGAUGUGGUGGCCAAAUUUUUGCACAAACACGACAUGGACCUAAUAUGCAGGGCGCACCAGGUGGUAGAAGACGGUUAUGAGUUUUUUGCAAAGAGGCAACUCGUCACCUUAUUCUCGGCUCCCAACUACUGCGGAGAGUUUGACAACGCCGGUGCCAUGAUGAGUGUGGAUGAGACGCUCAUGUGCUCCUUCCAGAUUCUGAAGCCAGCAGAUAAGAAAUUGUAUCCUUAUGGUGGAGGGGGAGGAAUGGGAUCCGGGAGGCCGGUCACUCCUCCACGAAAUUCAGCCAAGGCCGCCAAGGCCAAGAAAUAACACCCGCUGGGUUCCUCUCACACAACCUGCCACCCCCUCCCCGCCUCUCUGUCGGCCCAACGCUCUUUUUUUCCCUCUACCUCCCAAACUUGUUUCUCCCUCGUCAACAAAUGGCAACAAAGCAGACAAGUGUCCAGGGUUCAAUCAUGUUUUUUCCUCUCUGAAAUUAUUUUUAACUGUUUGCGUGCAAUUUUUUGUGUGUCUGUGUGUGUAUAAAGAAAAAAACAGCAGUGAGAAUGAUGCAGAGGGAAUCGCUGUGUUGUGUAUGUAUGUUUCUAUUUUUUUCUUUCCUCCUGUAUCGUCUGUUCUGUUUCCCUGUCUUUAUGUAAAGAUGGGAUACUCUACCCAUCCAUGAUGUAAUUUCAAACCUGGGUACAGGAAGUGGGAGAGAGAAAGAGGAGCCUUAGCUUGUUUACGUUAAGGCUCUGCACUGUUUAAUGCUAAACACAAGCUUUUGUACAUCCUGUUUCAGAAGUCUGUGUAUAUCUGUGUAAUGGGUUGGGGAGGGGGUGGGAGGAAGUUGCACGGUCAAGCGGUAAUGGCACAUACCACACACACACACACACACACACACACACACACACACACACAGGGUGCACAGGUGGAUGUAUGUGCAGAUGAAUCCUUGAAUGAAAUGGAUUCAUGAUGAGAUAAUAACAUUUUUUUCCUCUUCCCUUUUAAAAACGAUUGAGAACACGGUCAUGGAUGUGAAAUAGUUUUUCUUUUUUUUUCUUUCUUUUCUUUUUGUAGAUACAU